ACUUGAUAUUCAGUCGAUGAAGAUUUCUGAUACUUUUGUAGUGACUCACAUUUAUCACGAGGACACGACUGGUUUAAUAAAAACAAUUAUUAUUAUAACCAACUGUACCAGUGUUUGUUUUAAUGUGCUUUUGUUUGACUGUGCUAAUGACAGCUAUUUUGUGCUUCCAUUCUUAUACUGACACUUCGAUUGUAACUUCGCGCGGAUUCGGUUACGUUCUGUAACCAAGGUUGUAUCCUGGCACGAUCUCGGUAUCCUUUCGAUGCCACGAGAUCGCCAGCAAAUAUACACCUCGACUUGGUCCAUUAAUUGCCUUCUGAUAUUUGGCUUCUCGGGGAUUUUUAUGGAUCUAUUUGGUUACGUCCAACCUUCGCCUUCUGAUUUAUUUGGCACGUGUUUCUUGGUAGCGGUGUUCAUAGUCAAUUUCGACUCGACGCCACGCUACAAUUGGUGAGUCGUAUUUUGGAACACGCCUCUGCUUCUGGUCAAAUCUUCCAAAGAAGCCAAUUCGGUGAGUCUAUGAUUUAUCUAUCCACGUCUGUCGUAUAUUUUCAUAUAUAAUAUACUCGACAUGACGGAUAACGAUAAGAAUAGUAUUAAUAUAAUAGUCUCACAUGUAUGUGUACCGAAUCCUUGUCACUUUUUAUUCGCGUGACGAUGAAUUCCACGCUUUAUUCGAGAAAUUUUCCCCUAUUAUUUAUUCUCCUCACUGACGCGGCUGCUUGGUACGGAAUGCAUUCGCAUAAGCAUUAGCGUCUACCUCCCAGCAUCAAUUGGUUAAGUUGAGCGGUUUCACUGCCAACUUAAAAGUGCUCUACGAGCACACGAGAACGACAACUGGUACAAAACCUUAUCGCUCAUUCUCUUAGGUAUUCGAACGAGCUUGAAGGCAGAUAUCCAAUGUUCCGCCGCUGAGCUGGUAUACGGCACGACAUUGCGUCUGCCCGGAGAAUUCUUCACACCAUGGAGCAGACCUAAUUUCAGUAAAUCAGACUACGUCCAUCGACUGUCUGCAUUUAUGCGAACGCUGUCUCCGGUGUCAACUCGAAUACAACAUCGACAGGUCGCUCUCUCUCGAGAGUUAUCUACCUGUUCAAAUGUUUUCUUACGAGUAGAUUCGGUACGCAAACCUUGGCAACAACCUUACGAAGGCCCUUUUCACGUGAUCGCUCGUCACGAAAAGACCUUCAAGGUUGAUCGACAUGGCCGCGUCGAGAUCGUCAGCAUUGACUGUCUCAAACCAGCAGAUGACAGUGCUUUAUCUGAUACCCUGAGCUUCAAUGCUAGACCUAUCAAACCUAGCGGGAUCCUUAAAUCUUCUUCAGGUCCCACGCUAGAUGCAUCUGAGACCUUAUUCUCACGUCCCGGUCAACAGCACGCGUCAUCUGCACCGUCUACGGACGAGACGACAGUCUCACGUCCAGAUCAGCAGACCACGCCACCUCUGACCUCGGAUGAGAUUGAAGGCUCACGCGACGCGAACGAGACUGCCGUCUCACGUUCCGGUCGCCGAGUACGGUUACCCGUAUGCUUCCUCGACUAGUCGCACAGUCGACAACCGAUACGGUGUAGGAAUAUUCCUGUGCUACUUGCAUGCUACACUCUUCUCUUUUUUUUUGAUUUCUUUUUGUUUCCUGAGCCCACGCCUUCGACCAUCUCCGUUUGGUUCCGUCGACUUCAGUCAACUUUGGCGAAAGCUGGCCUGAUCACCCACGCUCUUGUCAACGUACUCAGUCGAUAUAUUGGUUUCGAAUGCUUGGCAUACUCUUGGUCUCGAACUUUGUCGUUAUGGUCGCUUCUGGUUCAUCGGAUCAACGUGGUUUCGUCCUACGUCUGCAGCGUUUCUGGUGCGCACCCCUACGAACGCAAUCUUCAGAUUCUGGAUACAAACCACUCUGGUGUAGCAUGCCAACUCAAGCAAUAAAUACAACACAUCGCUCCUGGUACCGUUCUCCGAAAACGGCCUUCGUUGGCAACUCGACGAUCAACGAUCGCUUUCCUGUUCGCCAAUUCUUCCGUCCUACAAUCGCUCGUCAGCCGAUCAGUCCCACGAUUCAAACCGCUAUUUAUCGAAAGUGUAAACCCUUUCUAGCGGGGGGCUCCUGUAGUGACUCACAUUUAUCACGAGGACACGACUGGUUUAAUAAAAACAAUUAUUAUUAUAACCAACUGUACCAGUGUUUGUUUUAAUGUGCUUUUGUUUGACUGUGCUAAUGACAGCUAUUUUGUGCUUCCAUUCUUAUACUGACACUUCGAUUGUAACUUCGCGCGGAUUCGGUUACGUUCUGUAACCAAGGUUGUAUCCUGGCACGAUCUCGGUAUCCUUUCGAUGCCACGAGAUCGCCAGCAAAUAUACACCUCGACUUGGUCCAUUAAUUGCCUUCUGAUAUUUGGCUUCUCGGGGAUUUUUAUGGAUCUAUUUGGUUACGUCCAACCUUCGCCUUCUGAUUUAUUUGGCACGUGUUUCUUGGUAGCGGUGUUCAUAGUCAAUUUCGACUCGACGCCACGCAACACUUUGCUUAGUCCUCGUGAUGAACUACAAUCUCAGGGUCAAUCAAACUUGCGUUCAUUUAACAGUGAUUCCUAUUCUCGUGUAAAUAUGAAAGGUGUUUCAACAAGGAAUUACAAAGCAAAUCACAAAGGUGAGAUGAAGUUUGGUAAAGGUUUAUCAUGUGGAAAGUUUCAUGCUCGCAAUCCAUGUGUAUUUCGUAAUGCUAAAUGUUUUAAAUGUGGUAAGGUAGGACACAUUCAGUCAGUAUGCAAAGCUAUUGUCCAUUUUGCUUCAAGCUGUACUAAAUCUUGUAAUUUAAAUUUAAAUAAUUCGGAUGUUUCCAAUGAUCAUUUAUCUUUAUCAACGAUUUCAAAAGACAGUUCAGAGUUAGAUGAAAUCCAGAAUUCUUGUGAGACAACAGUUCCUAUUCAGAAUUCUCAUGCUAUUGUACCAGGUAUGACUUUUCCUAAUGAUUCACAUAUUUCUAAUGAAAUUACUUGCAAUAUUGAAGAAAAUAUGUUAAAUGAACCUAAUCAUGAUCGGAAACCUGAUAUGGUUUGGAUAGAUGCUGAUUUUUCUAACGAUCCUACGCUCUGCAAUGACAGUCCUGAUGAAUUUCAUGAGAAUAUUUCAGAAGAAUCAAAUCCUGAUGUCAUAUCAUAUAUUACCUAUCCUCAUAAUGUAUUUGAUCCUUGUGAAAAACCUACCCAAUGCGAAGCACGAGUACUAAGUGACCUCGAGUUUUAUUACAUUUCGGAUGAUUUCAUAUCAACUGCUGUUUACCCUUAUCACAAAAACAGUUCUAAUGUUUACUCUAAACAAUGUGAGAAAUAUGUUUUAAAUGAAGCCACAUUAUUCAUAACUUGGGGAUAUAAAGAUCCAACAUUAUUUCGUGGGGGAGGAUAUUGUUGAAAAAUCUAUGGUUCAAAUUCUAGAUAUUAAUGAUCUCAGUACAAAACCGAUAUGCUGACUGUAUACAAUUCCAGAUACUACAAAGUUUUUAUCUUAUACAAAGUCGAACAGACUCAGGAUGAACUUAACAAGAAGACGUACAACCGAUUACAAACACUUAUACUUCUAUUUAAGCUGUGGCGGAUGUGGUGUUUGAAUGGACUAAUGAUAUCUUUGUACUUGUUGAAUGCUCGAUUUCGAAUUCUGAAUACAGUACAUUCGUUGUGCCUGUGUCUUCUUAAUUCAAUUGCGUUAAUCCUGGAAUUCCUAAUUCAUACGACAAUUUGAAUACUAUACUGCUUUUCUUUGAUUUUACUCUAACAGAACAAAAUUUUCAAGCGAAUACGCUUGUAAAGAAUCAAAAUUUCAGAAAAGAUUCUCGACUUUAAAAGAUAGUUUUUUUAGAUGAAAAUAAUCUUAUAGACAGUCAAUAAAAUUCUCCUUGACUUUCGUCCCUAUAACCUAAUUAUUAUCAUAUCCACUGACUUUAUGUAUGCAAUGUACAAAAAUAUUUCUCUUUUAUACAAUGUUGUUAUCAUUCAUGUUUACUAAAUUAAUUGCUUUGUAAUUAUUACCCUUACAGUAACGUGAAUUUAUUUUCCAUUCUUUAUAAACUCUUCGGCUAUUUACAAAACAAAUAAAAACAAUGUAAUCAAUUUUCUGUAGAUUACUGGUCAUAUCAUAAAUAUCGUCAAAGAAUAGCAAAACAGUUUUCAUACUGAUAACAUUAUUUGUAUUUUUAUAGGAUUGUUUUAUAAGUAAAUAUGUUUGACAAAAAAAAUUGAGAAAUAAUGUUAACAGUGUAAAAGAAGGAAUUUUAAAAGUAACAGUGGUAGAUAAUACGGGUAAACAAAAAGAAUGCUAAAACUAAAAGGAGCUUGAGAAAAAGAUCAUAAUUUCUUAAAUGUUACUUCUUUCUUUGUUCUUUUUUUCUACCAUUUAUUACCAAUGUUAUUGAGUGCACAGAUUGCCAAACUUAACGGCUUACAAGUACAAGUAAUUAGGUUUAAAAUGGAACAAAUCAAAGUAUUCAUUGAGUAUAAUUAGUUCCAAAUAUUAUUUUUGAGUAUUGUAUAUAUACGAAUAUCUACAUGUGUAAUUGUUGAUUUGUGUCAGUUUUAGGAUUCCAAUACAUUAAAAGCUUCAUCAACUAUUGUAAGACAAUAACCUAUGAAGUCUUGUUGGAAUACAAAAAAUUCGUUUGAUUACUGUUAACUAUACAUUAAUUGUUGUAGCGGUAAAAAAUUAUUUUUAUCACAAGAGGAGUAUGCUGAGCAAUAUUUUACUUUUUGUUACUUGAGUUGAAUACAUCUUGAUGAUUGUACACAAAUUAAUUAAUGAACACUGUAAGUAAGAUUUCGCCCUAAAUCCCAGUGAGUUGUCUACAAGCCACUGAAUCCAGACAGUCUCUAAGAAAGCCUGGUCAAAUUCAAGUCUUAAUAUCAAUAAUAGUAAAGCUCUAACCCUUACAUAUAUAGGUACUUACCUACCAAACAAUUUAGGGGUGUUUGGAUCCAGUAUCUCUAUGGAUAACAAGCUGACCAUUAAAAUAAAAGGUUCUAGUCUUAAUGUGAACACCAAAACUUUGUGGCAGGUACAUUUUAGCUGACGAGUCCUGAAUUCUAAUACCAGCCUCAAAUUAACUUUACUAAAACUUGUAACUAAGACAAUAUCAAUGCAAUCCACUCAAGAUGUAUACGUGCUAAGAGAGCAAUCAAAUGUAACCACUAAUAUGAGCAACGGAAUACCUAAACGCGUCCAUAGUCAAAUAUGAUCAUUUGAAAUAGCUCUUACUGGAUUAGAUCUACUCACAUUUAGUCCCAUUAAUUUUAUAUAAUAUAUUAUUCUAAAUAUUAACGUCUUCAUUUUAAUUUGUUUCAUCUAUCGUCUCAUAUUGCUCCUCUAUUAGUAAUGGUAGUUUGCUUUAUUAAUUAGUUUUUUUAUUAUUAACAGAUUAUAUAUUUUUGAGUAAAUGUAAAAUAUAACAGCUAAAAGAACUAUUUGUCGAUUGAUCCAAUAAUAAGUUAGCAAAGAGUAAAAGCAUAUGCAAUCUUACUUACGUUCCACAUAGUUGUAAAACAUUCACUGUAUGAGAAUAUAACUAUUGUUUCUGAUCACAAAAUAAGCAUUAUAACAUCGGUUGUAAUCAUUAUAUACUUAUUCUAAAUGUCUUGGAAAUAGUUUUCCAUAGACCAAUAUAAAGUCCUAUGAUUAAAAUAAUUUGCUAAGUAAUCAUAAAACUUUCUUUAAAAUCCCAUCAUUAAAAAGUAACGCAGUUUUGAUGCUAUAAAUAUCGAUGAGAAUAUUUAAAUUCCACUACUUACUGAUCUCUCUGAGCCUGUGGGAGUAUCUCAUCUAUUUUAGGGUUCAAUGUUGAGUUGAAUGAUACGGUUUAUUAGCAACUUCAGAGGUAGAGUUUGCAGAUAUUAGGUUUAGAGAAAAUGAAAAAGAAAUGUAGCGUAAACUGUAUUAAAUCCUUAUAUGAAGCGCAAAAAUAAGACCGGAUAGUGUCCUAACACUUAAGUGAUUAAAAAACACCUGUAUCCAGUCAUACUUAUGUUUCAUUAACAGUUUAUAUUAGGUGCAUUAUUUGACUAUUCUACCUACUAGUUGUGCUUUCACUGGAUGACAGUCUAAUUAAGAGAUUAUGCCAGUAGUUCAAUAGCACGAGCAAACGUUAUAUGUUGAAAAUAUUGCGUCAUUGGAUAUCAUCGUCCGACAAACAUUAUACUCAUGAUUUUAACAAGCUAAAAUUAUGUCGCAAGCGUUAAAAGCAAAGACAGAUGAUGGGUAGCAGUGGAAUUCAGGACGUGUGUUUCGUCCUAUUUUGGACUCGUCAUCUGGAUGCACAUGCAUCACAGAAUUGAUGUUCACCCCAAGACUCGAACGCAGUAUCGUUCGUUCCAAACGCCAUCGCGUUAUUCGCUCAGCUACUGAGUCCUGACAGACACUUACUCAUGAAUAAGACAAUAUCGGCAAAAUCGAGACAAUACACACAGUAUGCACAUAUGCUAAUAAGACUGAUCAACUGCAAUCCUAAACUUCAUUGAAAAGAUUCAAGUAAACAAUACCAAAUGAGUUUAAAAUUAUGUUAUAAUAAAUUCUGGAAACUUUUGGCUAAUAGAUUUACAGAAUCAAUUAUAGUUUAUAAAUUAUUGAUCAUGUUUUAUUCCAGUUCAGGUACAAUUUUGUAGGAAUUGCAAUAAUUCUUUGUCAUGCUUAUUUGUGAAUUUCUGCAGAUUAUUUAUAAUGAUAAUGAG
Molecule: messenger RNA, 6702 nt
Organism: Schistosoma haematobium
Lineage: Eukaryota; Metazoa; Platyhelminthes; Trematoda; Strigeidida; Schistosomatidae
Exons: 1
Coding region: 2330-3403 (357 amino acids)
Molecular function (GO): zinc ion binding; nucleic acid binding
Source: RefSeq, a predicted model, not a curated record